AUAUUUAUAUUAUCAAUAGCAUAGGCUUCCAAUCAUGUCAAACAUUAAUGCUCUUCAUUGCAUUGGUUUUUCCACUUCAUCACAUGCCAAUCCCACAAUUAUAUAAACCUUAACCUUUGUAGCUUCUCUCACUCUCUCCAAGUAAUACUCAUUGCACUUCUUUUGAAUCUUUUCCUCUGUUCUUAUAUGAUCUCUCUCUCUCUCUCUCUUUCUCUAUCUAAUUAAUAUCUAUAUAUCAUUCAUCAACAAGUAGUUAAAAUUCCAAGAACUAUGAAGACAAGGUUUCUUAGAGGGUGCCUUAACAAGUGCAAGAAAAUGGGAAGCAAAGUGAUACCUUGUACUACUAUGUCUGAAGCUUGCGACCAAUGUUACCUUAAAAAAUACACUAACUUGUGGCCUUCUUCUUCUAAUUCAUUGGAUAAGAGAUGCUCCAUUCCAAAUGAUGUUCCAAAGGGUCACUUGGUAGUGUAUGUUGGAGAAGAACACAAGAGAUUUGUGAUCAAAGUUGCAUUGCUUCACCAUCCACUCUUUAGGGCCUUGUUGGAUCAAGCUCAAGAAGAGUAUGAUUUCAUUGCCGAUUCCAAACUAUGCAUUCCUUGUGAUGAACACAUCUUCCUCAGUGUUCUUCGCUGUGCAAGUUCUCCACAGAAUGAUCGUGUGUGUUUCUGUCUUUAUCUCUGAGAGUAGUAGUCUUAUAUGAACAUAUAUAAUUUUUGUAUACAUAUAUCUGUUCAAUCUAAUAAAUUCUAGGAAAAUAAUUUAUUAUGUAUAAAUAAGUGACAAUCUCAAUUACAUUAGUGGGAAGAAUAUGACAAAUUAUGUGUUAAUAAUG
This is a messenger RNA of Arachis ipaensis, 832 nucleotides long. RefSeq names its product auxin-induced protein 15A-like. Gene Ontology annotation, biological process: response to auxin. NCBI's taxonomy places the organism in Eukaryota, Viridiplantae, Streptophyta, Magnoliopsida, Fabales, Fabaceae. The record is from RefSeq and is a predicted model, not a curated record.